UGCGCCCCCCCGUCCUACCACCACACAACCACCAUACUCAUCACAACGCUCGCACAUCAACCACAUUCCACACCAACAUACACUUCGCAAGUCUCAUUUUAUACCCCCCGAACACACACACACAUCACCGCUUUCGACUUUGACGCCGCCAGACCACUCGCCUCAAAGCAAAGGCGACUCUGUGCAAACGACGCAUCGCCCUCGACACGAGCACAUCACUCACGACAUCGCUGGGCCCAUCACACAAUCCACCUUCCCCCCUCCCCCCCCAUCCGCCGCCGCGUGACUCCUCUCACCGCAUCGACCCGCUCUUACGCCGACAUUGUCCCCACGACCAUCGCCGGCCGACGCCCACUACCCCCAUCCCCGUCGCCAUCGCUUCUUUGUCUGCGUUGACCAUCGUCUGGACCGCAUCGCCCGGCCCGACCCCGAUUCGCGUGCCCCGACAACAGUUAAGCGAGGUCCGCGUCCGCCGCCAGUGAUCACCCCGUUGUUCACCGCUACAUUGCCAACUGCUUGCAACCCAAACUCGUUGUCACCAUCCUGCAGUGUGAACAGUCUUGUCACACGUCUUUGACGCCCCACACCAAUAUUGGUCGACUGGCUUGCUAAAAAUACCAGUUCAGUCGACUUUGCGCAGCUUGUCUCCUCGGAGUAAGACUGAGCCUUAGACAUCUCGCCCCUUCGCAGCAGCAGCAGCAGGAACGAGGUGGCGGCGUGAGCGCCAAACGCGCGCCCUCGCGCACAACACCCCUGCUCUCAACACCGUGCCCAUCAUCUGAACAGAUGUUGGAAUGAAGCGAAGGCGACGCGCACCAAGCAUACCACCGCCAUCAUCAGCAUGGCGGUGGGCCGUAGGAGGGCCCAUCACCGACUUUGGUGAGGACGGCAUCGACGCCGGCCCGUCGCGGUUACCAUUCCGCAUCGACGCCGACGCUCUUCCUUCACGGCCACCAUACCGCCCCGAGCCAUCUAUGGCGCCAGAGGCAUCCGAAUCCUCUCUGGCGCAGGUCCCUCGCCCUCACCCGCCGCUGCGGAGAGAAGCGAGGCCACCACAACCACCACAAUCACAACCACCACCACGAGCUCGACUCUCAUCCCCUGGCCGCAUCCUCACCACGGCCCUCGCCUUUUCCCUCACCCUAAAUCCAUUACUCGCAGCAGCCGGACCAUUGCCAAUACCACCGCCGCCUACAGCCACAGUCGAGGCAUCCUCUGGUGUUUUAACGACCCCCACUCCUGCGCCAUCACCAGUCCAGUACGAUCCGAGAAGACUCGCUUCAGACCCACUGUAUACCUCACCCGACACCAUCUCGUCACCACCAGUGACGACGCUUCCCUCCACAGCACUCCCCUUCUACCUUACCCAGUCGUCAGAUGGGUACUGGUACAAGGUGGAAAACGCAUGGAUGUUGUAUGGACGAGCCGUCGAAGGCGUGAGUUCAGGCAACAGCGACAAGCCCGGCGGCCUCCUGGCUGAUGCCCAGCAGCCCAACACUACCGAUACGGCCUCGAACUCGGCUUCCCCAACGUCAACACCGUUGCCAUCGUACGCCGUCUCGGCGUCCCUCCCGAAUGGAUGGGGCUCGGCCAACCCCCGACUGUCCUUUUACAAGACUCCUCUGAUCGUCAGUUGCAGUGUCAUCCUGGCCGUCUUGAUUGUGAUUGCCAUCAUUUUCGUUGCGUUGCAACGACGAAAGACGACACGACGACGCAAGCGCCAUGAAGCAAGAAUGCGUCGCAAAGCGCUUGCAGCAGCUGGUUUGACCGAGGACGCGAUGCAGGACGCCACGUCCGAGGUCCACGUCCAGUUCUCUCAGCGGCUCGCCGAGUUUGAGAAGGCUCACAAGGCCAAGCGACGAGGCGGACGCCAUAACUCGUCGUAUGUGCGAACAAAGGUGCGGGUCUGGCACAGGGGUGUGCGGCACCGGGGUACAAGGAACGGCGACCGUGCGGGGGAGAAGGAUGGGGUGGCCUACACUUCUGGACACGAUCUCGGCCGCGAGCGCUCUGCUGGGUCCAUGACCACACAGUCAACGACCUCGUUGGCUACCACUGCCACCUCAUCACCUCCCAGCAGGCGCCACUCGCUCGACCACGACGACACAACUCCGUCGCACUCUCCGCCGACGCUCCCAACAGAGGCCAGCGAUGCCCACGUCUCGGACGCCAACAACUCGGACUGCCCUCCCGAAUCUUCAUCGUCUUCAGAGCACCAGUCUCCUCGCACAGACCCUCAGUCGUCUCCCGAAACUAGCGCCCACGACCCACCCGCCAACCCAACGGGCGGCCACCUGCCCCCCGCUUACCGACCUGCUUCCGUUCGCAGUGUGCAGAUUGGUUCAUCCAGCGGCCCGUCCACGUCGCGCGCACCUCCAGACGAGAACCCUCCAAACGUCCUGUCGCCAGAAAAGGUGGCAGCAGCUGGAUACUACCCCGCACCGGCUACAGCGGAUGCCGAGGCCGCCCAGGCGGUGGCACACCGUGCAGACGCAAAGGCGCCCAUUGUUGUCCCGCCCGACGAGGAGGAGCGGCGCGAGCAGGCCAUGCGCCAUGUGGCGACAGACGACAAGCGCGAGCUUGAACGCUUGCGCCACGGCGCAUCUGCACCUCCGGUUACGCGGGUCGACGACGAUGGGGCUGGCCCAUCCGCGCCGAGCUUUGACGUUGACGAGAAUGGGUUCGAAACGCUGCCGCUCGAGGCAGGAGAGGACGGCCCAAGUGCCCCUCCUGUUGCUCGGCCAAGCGCUCCUCUCGGAUUGCCCGCACCACCGCAAAGGACCCAGCAGCGCUCGCUCCCCGCAGACGAUGAUGUUGACGACACGCUGCACCUGCUUCCCUCCGCGCCGCCAGUCGAAACGUCGGAUAGCCUGCCUUCCGCGCCACCUCUGGAGAUAGAGGCGAGCGCUCCUUCGGCACCACCUCUACCCGACCUCGAGGCAGAGGACGAACAGGGUCACCACCCUUCGGCCCCACCGCUCGACGUCGAUCAUGACGAGCACGAGGAAGCGGAGCAUGCUCACGAGGAGCAAGCUGAUGGGGAGAGCUCCACCGGCACCGGUCACGUCAACGAGAGCCUGGGCGUCAACGGGGUACGGUACCUACCCGUUUACGAGCCAUGAGUAGGAGAGGAGGAUAUCAGUCUUGUUUUUGCUUUUGGGUUGUUUUUUGCAGCUCUCGCCUGCACUCUGUAUUAGGAUCUGUAUGAUGCGUCGCGGAUAAAAAGUCAUGGCAUUGGCUUGGCGCAUCACUCAUGGAUAUGUAUGAGAUUUGUGUACAGA
Molecule: messenger RNA, 3281 nt
Organism: Vanrija pseudolonga
Lineage: Eukaryota; Fungi; Basidiomycota; Tremellomycetes; Trichosporonales; Trichosporonaceae
Exons: 2
Coding region: 795-3122 (775 amino acids)
Source: RefSeq, a predicted model, not a curated record